Messenger RNA from Owenia fusiformis, 1506 nucleotides. Lineage: Eukaryota; Metazoa; Annelida; Polychaeta; Sabellida; Oweniidae. The record is from the annotation of a GenBank genome assembly.
AUGGGCGAUGUCAUAGAAAUGUCCGAUUCUCAUAAAGCAGAUGCAGGGAUUAGUAGCGAUGAUCAGCGGAAAAAUGCAUGCACGAUGUGGUGUCGUAAAUAUUUCAUGGCAGGUCAACAUGUGAAACAGAAACAACUUGAAGCGCUGAAAAACCUUCCACCAAAUGCACCAUGGCACCAGCGGUUCCUUGUAGUAAACCGGCGGUUCAUCGGUCCUGCGAUCCCCGCAACGUUCCUCUGUACUUGUUGGCUGGCUUUCAUGAUUAAAAAACAGUUAUGGCAUUUGUUUGCUGAAAAAUACGUCAUGACAAUAAUCAUGGUUUUUGUUUCUUUAUUUGCUGGUAUGACGGGGAUAAGUGGUGGCGUUAUGGUGUUCCCUGUGAUGACUCUCGCGUUAGAGAUCUCUCCAAAAACAGCGCGUGACUUCAGCAUUUUGAUACAGUCAUUCGGUUUAACUGCUGCAAUGUUUACCAUUAAGUUCAUGGGAUUUAAAGUCGAUAAGAGCGCUCUCAUAUUCUGUACUCUCGGGGGUUUUGGUGGAGUUGUGGUAGGGCUCGAAGUUCUAGACAUACACCUAAGUCCACCCGUCAAGAAGUUCAUGUUUACGUCUUUUUGUUUCUCGUUUGGAUUUGCCUUGUUUCUACUUAACAGAUAUCGGAAUAGACGAACAUUUACGUCUGUGAUGUUUAUCAACGCAUGGAAGGCAGGAGUAUUGUUCAUCACUGGUUUCAUCGGAGGUAUAUUUACAGCAAUCGGAGGCAGUGGACUAGACAUAAUGAGUUUCAGCAUAAUCACGCUUUUAUUUCGUGUAACUGAAAAAACAGCUGCCCCAAGCUCGGUCAUUGUUAUGGCGAUGAAUUCAUUAUUCACAUUCUUUUGGCGUGGUGUUAUACAGAGUGAUAUCCCGGAAGAUGCUUGGGUUUAUCUCCUCGUAUGUAUUCCUGUUGUGGUCUGCGGUGCUCCGAUUGGUUCAGUCAUCGGAAGUUACUUACAUCGCCUCGUUCUGGCGUGUUUUAUAUACGUCGUGACAACAGCUGGUUUGGUUGCGUCAUUUGCAAUCAUUCCGCUGACACCAAUCUUGAUUGGUUUAUCAGUGGGGGUUGUAAUCGGAGGCGCCAUCUUUUAUAUUUCAGUAACAUUAGCGGGAGCUAGACUAUUGAUUCAAACUGAAAGGCGCGAACAGAAGGAAAUGGUUAAACAACAAAACAAUGAUCUUGUUUCAACAGAACUGCAAAGAUAUAAUGCAGAAAUAAGAGAUUCUGGUAGAGAUCUUGAUGCCUCCCGAUUAUAAUCAGGAAAUAAUCAAACUAAUAGACACAGUUAUUGAAAAAUGGGAAAUUCGUCAUUCGAAGAAUUUUGAUUCUUUAGUAAUAAAUUGUAGCAUUUAUAUACAGUAAAUGCUGAACUAUUUCAGAAAAUAAGUUUUUGAAUCUAAAACCAUCACGUAAUACAUCAUAUUAAAGCUGGAAUAAGGUAAAAUUGCAUGCUCUUAUAUUGCAAUUGAAAA